Molecule: messenger RNA, 5015 nt
Organism: Chara braunii
Lineage: Eukaryota; Viridiplantae; Streptophyta; Charophyceae; Charales; Characeae
Source: the annotation of a GenBank genome assembly
CUGUAUUUCUUCGAUCGCACACGCCAGGUCGCAGGCUUGUAGGGACGGGUGGGUAGAGGGGGGAGGGGGUGGCGGGGAGGGAGCGUGGACAUGGCGCGCAGGCCGGAGUUCGUGCCUAAUGAAGACUUCGAGAACGACCCUCGGCCAGAGCAUGUCAUCUGGAAGUAUGUGAAGAAGGGGCAGGUGUGGAUCAGCCCUUCGGGAGUGGACCCGAAGGGCAAUCAUGAGCUACGUUGCAGAUUGUGUGGUCACUGGUGGGUCGGCAACCAGACCGAGGCCAGCCUGCACUUCAACACCGCACACGAGCAUGACGGAUGCCCGCAUGCGUGCGUGUACAUUCUAAGGGAGUUGCAAAGGGCGGGCAUAGCCUUGAAGGGUUCGCUCCCUGUCUAUGUGCAGGAGGCUGACAGGCAGGGUGAGCUCGAUUUCGAGCAUCCCCUCAACUGGAGAUUGCCUGGUCGUGUAGCACGACAACCCCCCCUGGUCCCUGCGUGUGAUCUGGCACAGGGACGAGGGCGGGCAGACCGAGAAGUUCCGGCACCGGUGGUACGGCAGGACGCGCGCCCCUGCGAAGGAGCGGGGGCCUCUGGAGCAGCGGGCCCGUCUAGUGGAGGGCGAGAGGGAGCAGGAGAGGGCCCGUCAGGGGUAGAGGGAGCAGGAGAGGGUUCGCGUGGGGGAGGGGACGAGUGGGACGAGACAGAGCGUGUAGACCAUGCAAGGGCGAGACAGUUUGAUCCGGUGGGGAAGAGGCCGCAUGGUGCUUCACAUUUGCAACCAGGGAGGAGAUGGUGUGUGCCUGAGGGGGUUGAUGGCGGUCCGUGGGACGAGCAGCAGUGGUGGAGGGAGAGGAUGCUCCAGCGAGAGAGAGAUGAGGGCAUACCUGUCCCUGCCGACCUCGAGGAAGGGCUGGCUGCAGACCCUGCGGAGCGGAGACAGGCUCGGCACCGAGUGCCCAGAGUGACCCACACUCGUUUCGAUGGUUGGGUCGAGCACCCCACCCAGUACGACCUCGACAUGGCGUACAUCAGAUUCUUCGUGGGCUGUGAUAUCCCGUUCAACGUCGCUAGAUCAGAGUGGUAUUUGGCUUUACACGACGGGUGUGAGCAUCAGAUACUGCGAGAUGUCGCCAUGUGCUGCUUGGGCGCGUGGACCACUGCCUCUCCCUGUGAGAGGAAUUGGUCCACACACGACUUCGUGCACACGAAUAGGCGCAACAGGCUGGGUGUCAAGCAAUUGGAGAAGCUUGUGUUCUGUCACUGGAACCUCAAGCUUCUCCAGAGCAGUCAUGCGCAUGGCGGGUUCAUAGGGGCAGGCCUCCUAGGGGUCGAAUUGACUGAUGUGGAGAGGAGGGCUGAGGACUACUCUCGUUUUGAGCCGGACGUGAUGGCCCCAAGGACAUACGACCCGACAGAGAUGGAGAUGGAGGCCAAUCGCCUCAGGAGGCAGUCGAGGGGCAGACGCUUGACGCGGGCUGCAGCAGCAUUGGCCCAUAAGAUUCUCCAGCAGGGCGAUGACACGACCCGCGGGGAGGAUGUGAUUGACAAUGAUGUGUCGUGGUUGCCGGGGCUUUAUCGAGGGGACGGGUUUUUGGAUGUCGAGGCCCCUGCGACUGUGAGCCCUGCAGGUCCGCUAGACUUGUGGACAGCAUCGGCUGUCUACUGCGAUGCCGAGAGGGAUUUUGCGGCGUACUUGCCGAGACCGUUGUCUGAUCUGCCGCGAGUUGACCCUGAUGCGGAGACUGGCGGUGCGGACUGUGCAGAGCCCGUUGGUGGGAAGGCUGCUGUUGGCGAGGCUGCCUCCAGAGAGGGAGGCGUGGAGAGGGACAAUAUCACACACGACCUGGCAGCCGUCGGUUACUCGCCAGAGGAGAUCGAGCAGGCAUUGGUGGGGUCCCCUCGGAGACAUGGACGAUGCACGCCGCAGCAGGGGAUGUGCACACGCCACGGGGCGGAUGGUGGAACUGCACGCGUUUCUCCCUUGCUCCCGUUGCCACGUCCAGAUUCUUCUUUGGCACUGGGGAUCGCAGGCCCCGGAUCGCAGCCGCCUCCCACGAUGGAUACACAGGGUGCCAGUGGACAUUGCAGCGGCACAGGGGCACACGACUCCCCAGGCACUGGUCUUCGUUGUGCAGCCACCCCCGCGGAUUUCGGCGCACAUGCGACGAUGCCGUUGCCGCCCAGAGACCCCUCAGUCGUGAUCGAGCCGAUUCGAUCGUUCGUUGGUCGCAAGAGGAAGCCUGAGAGUGUCGCGGGAAAGGAGGUCAGGGGAGCUGCAGGUUGUGGCGGAGGCCGAGGCCGGCCAUCGGGAGUGGGGAGGUGCGCGGGCGAGAGGGAUAUGUCAGGACAGCUAGCACUGAUGUCGAUGGAACAAGACACCGGGGCACUGCCACGACGCAGUGCCAAGCUUGCAGGGCGUGCCCGCUCUGUGAUACCUCUCCGACGCAGGACUCAGCGACUCAGCAGCCGGACGACUCCAGCGGCAUCGAGUACAGCAUUGACGGUACCGGUUACCACCGGAGUUCUUCCCGCAUGCCCGGUCCAAGGGGCCGGUGAGCCGUUGGCAGAUUACCUUCAGCGGGUACAGGCAUUCACUGAUGCCGUAGCAACCGCAAAGGCACAGGAGGAAGCAGAGGCGGAGCGUCAGCGGCUGGCCAAUGAGGCGGCAGCCCAAGCUCAUCAGACUGCUGAGGAUGACGCAGCAGCACGGGACCAACGGAAUGCCGCCAGCACGGAAUCCCUGAUUCAUAAUGAGAAUCAGUGGACAACGAUCCUCGAGGGCAUGAUCUUUGUGCCUUCGAAAGAGCAGGCAGAUCCGACACCAGCGGAGGCAGAGAGGACUCACCUGGCUAACAUGAUGUUGACGAUGAUGCGAGCGAUCAUGUGGAACAAUACGAUGUUAGCAGUACAAAUACACGAAGGCAGACAGCUGCAACAGAUUCAGCAGAAGGAUUUUGCAGCCUUGUCAGCAGCUGUUCGCACUACAGCCACACAUCAGCACCAACAGCAACAGCUGUGGAACACCACCACCGCACGUGUCAGCAGCAUCGAGGCUAAGGCCUCAGCAGCGCCAGGCUGCACGACAGACGAGACGAAGCAACUCAACGGGCGCAUCGAUCACGUCGUCAAGCUCAUCGGCGACAUAGGUGUUUUCAAUGGACCGGACACGAUCAGUAGCACGGUGGCCGCCAUCAAGACGGACAUCACCAAGCUGCAGACGAGACCGGAUGCCGCUACGAAGAAAUACAAGAUGCCGCACUUCGACAUCAGCAAGUUCGACGACCACAACAAGACGGACGCUUUGGCAUGGUGGCAACGUUUCCUCAAGGAAGCAUCAUGCCGCACUGUCCCGGACGACUAUCUGAUGAAGGCGCUAUACUUACAGCUGAUUGGAGGAGCGCAGGCAUGGAUGAACCAUCUGGCGGCUACCCACGCAUGCACCAUCGCCGAACUUCACACGCACAUUACGUGGAAGGAUUUCGAGAAGCUAUGGUUCACCCGUUUCAUGGUCCGCAACGUCGUGAAGGCGGCCAUGAAUGAAGUGUAUACUUGCUCUCAAGGGAAUAUGCCAACUCGAGACUGGACAACCAAGUGGCAGAAGAUAGUGACCACGCCAGGCUUCGAUUUGAAUUUACGCUCCUAUUUGCACACUACAGUACCAGCUCCGUUGAGGGUCGACGGGGUAGCGGUUGUCGAUCUCCGCUCCUAUCUUGCGAAGAUUGACCGCGAGUACGCCACCCAAAGGUACGCCGAAACCGACUCGCCUUUGCUCUGUAUCCGCAAUCAGAUCGGAAAGGCAACCUGUAGUGCCUUGAUUGAUUGCGGAGCGUCUCACAACUUUAUGAGCCAAGCCUUUAUGGUCCGCGCAGGUUUUGGCCCGCGCGUUCGAAGGAAGACGCAACCUACGCAAGUUACACUCGCGGACGGCCGCACGCAAAAGUCAAUUGACCGAUGCAUUGACGGCGUUCCAGUCUACUUUGCGCCACUUGCGUGCGAGCCGGUGUCUUUUGACAUCCUCGACACCAAGUUCGACAUGAUUCUAGGCAUGUCUUGGUUGCGUAGCGCCGACCAUCCAGUGAACUUCCACGACCGGACCGUUCACAUCCGUGAUCAGAACGGGGUGUUAGUCCCAUGUACGGUCGCGACCCCUCACACUUCGAUUGCUUGUCACGUGGUUUCCGUUGCAAGAAUUCGCAACGCCAUAGCUCGGAAUGACGUCGAGGAGAUGGGCCUUGAAUUCUUGCAUGCUCUCCCCUCGCCGGACGGACCAGCCACGUCACCGUCGGACUCACGCAUUUCUCACCUCUUGGACGAGUAUAGAGACGUCUUCGAGGCUCCUACCGGAACGGUCCCGGAUCGGCCCAUACAUCACGGGAUCACUCUCGAGGCUGGCGCCGUCCCUCCGCGUGGAUGUAUUUACCGCAUGAGCGAAGAGGAACUCGAGGUGCUUCGCGCACAACUCGAUGACCUUCUCGACAAGGGCUGGAUUCGCCCUAGUUGCUCGCCAUACGGUGCACCUGUUCUCUUCGUCCGGAAGAAGAACAAAGAUCUACGGUUAUGCAUCGACUAUCGCAAACUUAACGCACAAACCGUAAAGAACGCUGGCCCUCUCCCUCGGAUCGAUGAUCUCCUUGAGCGGUUAGGUGAUGCGACGUACUUCUCGAAGUUGGACUUGAAGUCACGUUACCACCAGAUUGAAAUCCAGCCUCAAGAUCGGUACAAGACCGCAUUCAAGAUACGGUGCACCAAUGUCGUAUUGGCUUGCAUCAGUGGUUACAAUGAAAGGCUUCUGAGGAUCGGGCACCAUGAGAACCUCAUGAUUCAUGAGUGCAUGCUUCAAUCGUUUGAAAGUAACCUCGCACUCAUCACUCCAGUCCCACGGCGUGUCAAGUCGAGUAAGAUCAGUCAAAGGGGAGACGACUGUAGAAUUGUUCUUUACGAAGUUCCUAUAGUAGCUGCACAUUCCUAAGAAAGAUCUGACCUCAGUAACAGUCUGAGGUCGUGGUCAGUCCCUGAUAC